Messenger RNA from Tachysurus vachellii, 1692 nucleotides. Its product is annotated as tripartite motif-containing protein 16-like protein. Gene Ontology annotation, molecular function: protein binding; metal ion binding. The coding region runs from base 1 to 1557 and encodes 518 amino acids. The record is from RefSeq and is a predicted model, not a curated record. Lineage: Eukaryota; Metazoa; Chordata; Actinopteri; Siluriformes; Bagridae. The transcript is spliced from 8 exons.
AUGCAGCAGCAGCAACGUGCAGCCCAACGCACCCAGGAAGUGGCCUGGCCAGGGGCAGUUCACUCCAGCGGCAGGGCACCGCGGAUCCUGGGUGCAGCAGCGGAGGACGUGUGCCGGGCCCCUCCACCACCACCGGUCUUCGAGAUCCCCACCCGGAACCGCUUUGCCCCCCUUCGCGAGACGGACCGUGACACUGUGAUCAUCGGAGACUCCAUCGUCCGCCAUGUCUGUGCUACUGUGGCUAAAGUGACUACUCCCUGUGGACACAGUUUCUGUACGGUGUGUAUUAAUGCUCACUGGGAUCAGGAGGAUGUGAAUGGCGUCUACAGCUGUCCUCAGUGUAGAGAGACUUUCACUCCAAGGCCUGUUCUACGCAGGAACAACAUGCUGGCUGAAGUGGUGGAGAAACUGAAGAAGACUGAACUCCAAGCUGCUUCUCCUGCUGUUUCAUCUAAAGCAGAAAGAACUAAAAAACAGAAUGAGUUAAAGGAGGAUCAGAUAAAAUCCCAUCAGAGGAUCCAGGAGAAGCAGAAGAAGGUGCAGGAGCUGAAACAGACUGUGGACAUUAUUAAGAUAUGUUCACAGGCAGCAGUAGAUGACAGUGAGAGGAUCUUUACUGAGAUGAUCAGCUCCAUGGAGAAAAAGCGCUCGGAGGUGACGGAGGUGAUCAGAGCUCAGGAGAAAGAUGAAGUGAGUCGGGCUGAACGACUCCUGAAUCAACUGGAGCAGGAGAUUGCUGAUCUUAAGAGGAGAGUCACUGAGCUGGAGCAGCUUUCACACACACACGAUGACCUCCACUUCCUCCAGAGUUUCCCGUCUCUCUGUGUUUCUCCUGGAUGUGACGACUCACCCAGCUUCACUGUCAAUCAACAUCUCUCAUUUGGUGGAGUGAGGAAAUCUCUCUCAGAUCUGAAAAAACGAGUCGAACAAAUCUGUGAGGAGAAAUUCAACAAAAUCAGACCACAAGCUGCAGCAGUUCAGAUGAUUUUACCUUCAGAACCAAAGAGCAGAGAAGAUUUUCUGCAGUAUUUCUGUUAUCUGACUCUGGAUCCAAACACAGUAAAUUAUCAUCUCAUUCUCUCUAAGAAGAACAGAGUGGUGAGAUGGAGUGAGACACAACAGCGAUACUCUGAUCAUCCAGAGAGAUUUGACUCCUGGCCUCAGGUGUUGUGUAAGGAGAGUGUGUGUGGACGCUGUUACUGGGAGGUGGAGUGGAGCGGUGAUGAUGUGGACAUAUCAGUGUCAUAUAAAGAGAUCAGCAGGAAAGGAGGGGGUAAUGAGUGUGGGUUGGGUCACAACAGUCAGUCCUGGAGUCUGGAGUGUUCUUCUUCCUAUGUCUCUUUCUGGCACAACAACAUUUAUAUUGAGCUCCGAGGUCCAUCACCCUCCAGAAUAGGAGUGUAUGUGGAUCACAGUGCAGGAACUCUGUCCUUCUACAGUGUCUCUGACACCAUGAGGCUCCUCCACAGAGUCCACACCACAUUCACUCAGCCUCUAUACGCUGGAGUCAGGAUUUGGAGUAAUAAAUCAUCUGUGAGGUUUUGUUAUACAAAAUAAAAUGUUAGUAAAAGUGUUUAUAAAAACUAUAAGUGAGGUGUGAGAUUUAAUUUGUCCCUGAGCUACACUGGACAUUUUGUGUGCAGAAACUGGAACAGUAAUGAAUGCAGAAUGUAGAAACAGACUAUUUAACUG